AUGUUGAAAUUACUUAAUUUCCUUGAUCAUAAAUUAAUACACAACAACUUCAACUUUAAUAUUUUGAGAGUUAAUUUUAAUAAUUUGAGAAUUAAUAAUUUCAGUACAAAUGUGUUUAAUGAGAAAACUGUUGAUUUUAAGAAUUUACCUUUUAAUGAGAAAUUUGUAAAUAAUUUAAAAUCUUUGGGAAUUAAUAAUUUAAAACUUUUUCAAUAUUACACUUUUAAACUUUUGACAGAUAAACUUACCUUUUUACCAACUAACACCCCAAUCAAUAAAGAAGAAACGUUAAAAAUAGUAUUAUAUAAUGAUUUAAAUAGUGGCAAGACGAUCGGUACUUUAUUACCAUUUUUAUACAGUUUUACUACAACACACUCAAACUCAAAUAAAACUGGUCUAAAUAAUAAUUUGGUGAAAAAAUUGUUAAUAGUUUGUAAUAAUAAUGAAGUAAAAAAAUUAAUAAAUUUCAUAAUUAGUGUUAAUCCAAGUCUCAACAUAGUUCAAUUAACUGGUUACAAUAAUAAUAAUGGAGUUAAAGGUGAUAUUAUAUUAGUGUCGGAUAAGGUUUUUAUGAAAAUUUAUGAGACCAUUUAUAGGUUAAAUGACAUUGAAUUUGUUCUCUUUACUAAUUUUACGGAAACAAUUAACUGUAUCAACAUUGAUAAAGUUGUAAAAGCAUUAAGUGACUCUAAUGUUAUCUGUUUAAUCAACUCACUUGAUAAUUUCAAAACUUUUUCUAACAAGUUUUAUAACUUUUCACUAUACAAUUUUGUUCAAGGAACUAGGGAAAGAUUAAUUGGUGACAAAAGAACAGACUUGUUAAAAUUGGAAAUCGAUUUAAACAAGUCAAUACCAAUCACUACUAACACUACUAACAAUGGUAAUAAAGUGGUAAAAAGCGGUGUGGUAGAAACCUGUUUGUGUAAAGUUUUGAAGAAUAGUAACAAAAUUGCUGUGAUUAGGAAUUUAAUUUAUUGUAAUUAUGAUUUGCCGACGUUUUUACCAGUAAAUAUGUUACAGAAAUUUACAUCAGUAAAAUUUAGGAACAGCUGUGUAAUCUUUACAAAUAGGAAAAAUUUGAACAAAAUGGCUGAAAUUGAACCAUUCAAAUCGCUAUCAGUACAAUUACAAACGUGCAUAAAUUCAUACGAAAAAGCUGAAAAAAUAAAUUUACUAAAUUCACUCACCAAACCAAUACUUUUGACCAGUCAACUACUACAUUUAAGAAGUCAAUUACUGAACAACAGUUCAUGGGCAAAAAAUGUUAAUUUGGUGAUAUUUCACACCUUUCCAAAGGAAGAAUUUUAUAAACAUUUACUCGAAAACUUAAGUAAUAACGGUAAAAUAAUAAUAUUAUACAGUAAAAAGGAAUAUAGCAAGCUUGUCGAAAUGGUUAAAAGUUCAACAAAAAAUGUUAAAGUGCAGAUAAUUCCAUCAAAUCAAUUUAUAUCGAAUCAUAAUUUUAAAAUUUUGAAUAAACUAAUAACUAAUGUAAUAAAUGAGAAGAAAGAAGAGUUGGUACCGUAUUUGAAAAAAUCGGAAGAAUUAAUUAAAAAAUAUGAUAAUUCGAUAAUUAACUACUCAGUCGAUUUAUUAUUAAAUGAUAAUGUAAGUAAUUUUAAAAAUUAA
Theileria annulata is the source of this 1629-nucleotide messenger RNA. RefSeq lists its product as uncharacterized. The record is from RefSeq and is a predicted model, not a curated record. The coding region runs from base 1 to 1629 and encodes 542 amino acids. Lineage: Eukaryota; Apicomplexa; Aconoidasida; Piroplasmida; Theileriidae. The transcript has 2 exons.